Molecule: messenger RNA, 1498 nt
Organism: Exophiala xenobiotica
Lineage: Eukaryota; Fungi; Ascomycota; Eurotiomycetes; Chaetothyriales; Herpotrichiellaceae
Exons: 2
Coding region: 47-1456 (469 amino acids)
Source: RefSeq, a predicted model, not a curated record
UUCUCAUCAAGACGAUUGCAGCAUUCCCUUUGCGCCAUUGCCAAUCAUGCCUCCAACUACUCCGCAAGCCUGCGAUUUCCAUCCGAAUGAUAGCAUUGAUCUGCCAAAAUGGCUCCCAUCCUACAGUCGUCAAAACAAUUUCCUAUGCUCGGACGGGGAUCAAGAUUUCUCGCCUCUGGCAUGUCAGCUUGGGAGUGGAAACGCGGUGUUUGACCAUGAUGGGAGGUUCAUGGAAGCAUCACCCCCGAGCAACUAUUUGACCAACGCCAACCAGACGACAGAGCACCAUAAUGCCCCAUCACCAGCAAAUGUCAGUGCCGGCCUCGGACGGGGAGCCGCUGCUACAUCAUGGUCUUCGGAUCUGAGAGCACAGGUUGAGACCACCAGCAUACCUCUACAAUCAGCCACAGACAACCACACGAGUCUACAAAGUCUUUUCGUACAUCCUAUCCAAGAAGAUGCGACGCUGCCGAGCCUCAACUAUGAGCAAGAGGCAACAUUUGCACCAAAUUAUACGGGGUUUGACACCCAGACAGUCUUGUUUGGCGAUACAACCAGCGAAACCCCUUUUUUCCAGGAAGCAGUUAUGCCGCGGUUCCAUGUGCGAUCCCCGGUCAUGCCUGUUCCCUAUGGCUCGGACGGCCAGGGCCCAGCAUCGCUGCCUGGAUAUGAAUUCCAGCCAUCAUCCUUGGGACCAGACUUUACCUCGUACCAGCCUGCAGUUGAUUGCGUAGCGCCUCAGCAGGUCUACCCGGCUUUGGCAGCAACAGAUCAUGUUGACACGUCGGAAUACCCGCCUUUGCCAGAGCUGGGCAACCUGUCAUACCAGCCAUUCCAAGACUCCGAAGACUUCUACCGCGAGCUUCAGGACGCCCACUACCCUGAGUGGUACAUUGAGGAGCAAGCCCUGUCUUGCGCUCGCGAGGAGACGCCGACCUUUCAAGGCACCAACGUUCGGACCGGAGGACUUUCGAUGACAUCUCUGGCCCAUUCACCAGCAAGUAAUAGACAAUUCGGACCAAGAAACGGUCAGCGAGACACUUCAAAAGAUGAGUUCUUGGUGCGGUGCAAAGCACGAGGUAUGUCAUACAAGCAAAUCAAAGAGCUUGGCAAGUUUGAGGAGGCUGAAUCAACGUUGCGUGGGCGGUACCGCGCUCUCACGAAACCGAAAGAAGCGCGACUGAGAAAGCCAGAGUGGGGAGAUCGAGAGAUCGUACUGCUUUUCGAAGCGGUGUCGCAGUGCUCCAAGACUGAUCUACUUGCCUCCCCAUCCGACCAAGGGCUCGACGCGAUUUCCAUGGGACAGUUGGUGAACAAGGUCCCUUGGAAACAAGUUGCAGAGUACAUGGAAGGGAGAGGGACGUACAGAUACGGGAAUGCUACUGUCAAGAAGAAAUAUCUGGAAAUACUGAAACUGCGAGGCGCCGCAGUUCAAAGACCACCAAGCAAGGCCUAAAGGUGCCACGCACGUGGACCAAGAGGACCGAGACAAUGUGCU